Molecule: messenger RNA, 2063 nt
Organism: Labrus mixtus (cuckoo wrasse)
Lineage: Eukaryota; Metazoa; Chordata; Actinopteri; Labriformes; Labridae
Gene: atp1b3a
Product: ATPase Na+/K+ transporting subunit beta 3a
Exons: 7
Coding region: 194-1033 (279 amino acids)
Biological process (GO): potassium ion import across plasma membrane; intracellular potassium ion homeostasis; intracellular sodium ion homeostasis
Cellular component (GO): sodium:potassium-exchanging ATPase complex
Molecular function (GO): ATPase activator activity
Source: RefSeq, a predicted model, not a curated record
CUCUCUCCUCUCUCUCUUUUCUCUCCACACCGCCCACUCCACUCACCGCCGCCUCGCCGGCUUCUUCUUUGCCUCCCUGUCCACAUCGCCCGCUGCCCCCUUUUCUGCGUUUUUGAAAGGGAUAAUAAGAGAGCGCACAUUUUUUGGACCAUAAAACCAAGAACAGCACAAAAAAAAAGAGAGAGACAUCACCAUGGCGAGCACCGAGGAUAAACCGGCCAACAAGGAGAACACGUCCAGCUGGAAGGACUCCAUCUACAACCCGAGGACCGGGGAGGUGCUGGGUCGCACGGCCAGCAGCUGGGCCCUCAUCCUGCUCUUCUACCUGGUUUUCUACUGUUUCCUGGCCGGUAUGUUUGCCCUGACCAUGUGGGUGAUGCUGCUCACACUGGAUGACAAUGUGCCGAGGUACAGAGACCGCGUUCCCAGUCCAGGGUUGGUGAUACGUCCACAUGCACUGGACAUCGCUUUCAAUAAAUCCGACCCGCUGAAGUAUGCUCAGUACGUCCAACACUUGGAGUCCUUCCUGCAGAGCUACAAUGAUACUGAGCAGGAGAAGAACCUUGACUGCACUCGAGGAGACUACUUUAAUCAGGAAGACACCGAGGAAAUGAUCAAGAAAGCUUGUCGCUUCAAGAGGAGCUUCUUGAGUCUCUGUUCCGGCCUCUCCGACACCAACUUUGGAUAUUCUGAGGGACGACCAUGCAUUCUGCUCAAAAUGAACAGGAUUAUUGGCCUGAGGCCCCGCGGAGACCCUUACAUCAACUGCACAGUCAAAAGAGAAAACCCAAUUCAAAUGCAGUAUUUCCCAAGUGAGGGGAGUAUUGAUAAGAUGUAUUUCCCCUACUACGGAAAGAGAAUCCAUGAGAAUUAUGUGCAGCCCCUUGUGGCCGUGAAGCUGCUGCUCACCAAGGAGGACUACAACAAGGAGCUGGCGGUGGAGUGCAGGGUAGAGGGCUCUGACCUCCGCAACAACGACGAGAGAGACAAGUUCCUGGGCCGCAUCACCUUCAGGAUCAAGGUUGUCGAGUAAACAAGAUCAUAGACGGUAUAAAGGGAGAAGCCCAAUGCAGAGGCUGCCAGCGUUUGCUAAGGAUUUGUGUUUAAAAAUUCUAAUAAAAGGGAAGGAAGUGUCAAAUAUGUCACAAAGGUGGCAUUUUUGGAGGGGUGUGGCCAAACAGUUUGAUAGAGAUGAGUUGAGAGCCAGUUAGAUACAGAUGCUGAAUGUUGCUUUGAUGACAUUUCUGACCUUUCUUUCCUUCAUGAUUCCUUGCUGACCUCCGCAAACAUCCCCAGACCAUCAAACAGGCUCUCCUCCUCCAUCUAUCUAUCUAUCCGUUCAUUCCCCCCUUUGCACUCCUCAUUCCUCAGUCUUUGGUUUCAGCAUAGGUGUGAUUAGAUAACUUAUAGCCAUCGCAACCAAGCCAUUUGGAGCUGUUGUGUAAUUGCAGAUAUGUCUCUUUUUUUUUUUAAUGGUUUUUAGAUCUUCCUGCUGUCAGGAAGUGAGUGUUGAUUUUCAUCUCUCUAAAGAACGACUGUAUUAUCGCCAUUGUUGAGAGGAUUUUUAUCUUGCUGUAUAGAACAAGUGAGAAGGUAGAACAUUUCCGGCACACAUCUUCAGAGUAUUCACAUUAUCACAUCACAAAGAUUUCAUAGGAACGUACCUUGAUAAUCAACUAUAGCCACUCUAUCCUUGUAUAUGAAAUGCCAACUACAAAGUCCCUUUCUACAUAUAAAUACAUUGUGAUCCUUACCAUAUUUAGGGAAUUAUAGAUAGAUCUUUGUGUUGUGGCCUGCGUAGCCAUAACAACAGUCUUGUGCCGUCUGUCCGUCUGUCUGCAUGUCCGUCUGUCUGCCCGUCUUCCUGUUUUUACUCACCUCCACUGCAAUAGCCAACAUACGGGUGAGCCGUCCAGGACUAGAAAAGUUGUCUCGCUCCUCCUUGCAGGGUGCUGCGAAUCUAUGGUGGCCAAGGAGACACACACACACACACACACACACACACACACACACAUGCACAAACACACACACACACACACACACACACACACACACACACACAC